Messenger RNA from Myxocyprinus asiaticus (Chinese sucker), 6098 nucleotides. Its product is annotated as phosphatidylinositol 3-kinase regulatory subunit alpha. Bases 658 to 2934 code for a protein of 758 amino acids. NCBI's taxonomy places the organism in Eukaryota, Metazoa, Chordata, Actinopteri, Cypriniformes, Catostomidae. Gene Ontology annotation, biological process: phosphatidylinositol phosphate biosynthetic process; insulin receptor signaling pathway. Gene Ontology annotation, molecular function: protein binding; 1-phosphatidylinositol-3-kinase regulator activity. The record is from RefSeq and is a predicted model, not a curated record. The transcript has 17 exons. Gene Ontology annotation, cellular component: phosphatidylinositol 3-kinase complex.
UUGAGAAUUCAGUGUGCGGUGACUCGGGCGGAGUUGGCAUUACUGACGAGAAACGAGAUCAGUCAUUAAGUUAGAAAGUAGUAAAAAUAACCAAAUUAGCGGGUUGAAAUUUACCCCACUGCUGGAUGUGAUUUCCCCGAAAAUGCGUCGUUUGAGGAGUGCUGUUUAUUAGUAGAGCUGCGCGAAUUUGUUAGAGAGCUAUCGUGAGCUUGAGUUACGGGAAGGGAAGAUUUUCUCGGGCCUGCUUUUCAUGAACGGACCCCUUGCAACUUUUUUAAAAAGUUUGCAGAUACAAUUGAACCUCUCCCUGAACUCUCCAUAACCCGGUUCGAGUUACUUGCAUUGAGAUCCACAGAAACAGGCCUCACACAGAUGGGAGGAGUGUGUCGGCAGCACCUCGAAGGUGCACUCAGUCAAUGGACUGUUAGUUUCACAUAACUCAUCGGUCUGACUGUUAGUUUCACAUAACCCACUGGUCUGACUGUUAGUUUCACAUAACCCACUGGCCAAGACAGACUGUUCAGUGUGGAAGAUGAUAAUAAAGGCUUAAAUCUUUGGAUUAAAACACUCUUUUGACUCUUGCCCCUCAUCCAAACAUUGGUUCAAAGAACCUCCGAGGAGCUGAUCAUCACUGAAUGUUUGAAACGACCCAUCAAGAUGAGUGCUGAAGGAUAUCAGUACAGAGCACUGUAUGACUACAAGAAAGAGAGGGAAGAGGAUAUCGACUUGCAUGUAGGGGACAUUCUUACAGUCAAUAAGGGUGCACUGCUUGCAGUCGGCUACACAGAUGGUAUGGAGGAGAGACCGGAUGAAAUCGGAUGGUUGCCUGGCUUUAAUGAAACCACUCAGGAAAAGGGGGACUUUCCUGGUACGUACGUGGAGUUCAUUGGCAAGAAAAAGAUUUCUCCGCCAACUCCCAAACCGAGGCCCCCAAGGCCUCUACCUGUGGCCCCGGGGCCCACCAGGGCAGACUCGGAUUCUGAGCAAGGUCAACCAAUACAACCCUCUACGGACAUAUUGGAGAAAGAAUCGCUCUGUAGCAGUGGAGUUUGGUGCGAGACUACCUGUAUGUCAGAACAAUGCGCUAGCAUUCUGUUAGACCUGACUGAGCAGUUCGCUCCUCCAGAGAUGGGGCCGCCCAUGCUGCUCAAGCUGCUGGAGGCCAUUGAAAGGAAAGGUAUAGACAACCCAACGCUCUACAGAAACUUCACUGCUGGAGGAGGGCUUGAUGUCAGACAGUGUUUUGAUGGUGACCCAGCUUCAAUGGAUCUCGAGCAGAUGGACCUUCAGAUGUUGUGUGAUGGUCUGAGGAGGUUCCUUCAAGAUCUGCCUCAGCCUGUUAUCCCCUCUGCAAUCUACAGCGAGAUGAUGGGCAUUGCUCAAGAGGUGCAGGGUACAGACGAAUGCGCAAAUCACUUGCGGCUGGUCGUCAGCUCCUCUGCUAUGCCUCCACAGUACUGGCUUACCCUGCAGAGCUUGCUACGCCACUUCUCUCGCGUUUGCCAUGCCUCAGCGGCCAACCUUCUCAGUGCCCGUGCCCUCGCUGAGAUCUUUAGCCCGGCACUCUUUAGACAUCAGCCCGCCAGCUGUGAGCCCAGCCCAGAGGCACACAUCAGGAUCAUUGAAGUCCUUGUGACCAGUGAAUGGAUUGACAGUCAGGCAGCUCCAGCACUACCUCCCAAGCCGCCAAAACCGACGUCUGUCACUAACAACGGUAUGAACAAUAACAUGGCUCUGCAAGAUGCUGAAUGGUACUGGGGGGACAUCUCCAGGGAGGAGGUCAACGAAAAGCUUAGGGACACAGCUGACGGUACAUUUUUGGUCCGAGAUGCCUCCACUAAAAUGCAUGGAGAUUACACUCUCACAUUAAGGAAGGGUGGUAACAACAAGUUGAUUAAGAUCUUCCAUCGAGAUGGGAAGUACGGCUUUUCAGACCCCCUGACCUUCAACUCUGUGGUUGAACUGAUCAAUCACUAUCGGCACGAGUCGCUCGCCCAGUACAACCCCAAACUAGAUGUGAAGCUACUGUAUCCUGUGUCCAAGCACCAACAGGAUCAGGUAGUGAAGGAGGACAACAUUGAAGCUGUUGGGAAGAAGUUGCACGAAUACCACCAGCAGUAUCAGGAGAAAAACAGAGAGUAUGAUCGACUCUACGAGGAGUACACUAGAACAUCACAGGAAAUCCAAAUGAAACGGACUGCUAUUGAAGCCUUCAAUGAGACUAUAAAGAUCUUUGAAGAGCAGUGCCAGACGCAAGAACGGUACAGCAAGGAAUAUAUCGAAAAGUUUAGGAGAGAAGGCAAUGAGAAGGAAAUCCAAAGGAUCAUGGGGAACUAUGACAAGUUAAAGUCACGCAUCAGUGAAAUAGUGGACAGCAAGCGGCGUCUGGAGGAAGAUCUAAAGAAGCAGGCGGCGGACUACAGAGAGAUCGACAAGCGGAUGAACAGCAUUAAGCCUGACCUCAUCCAGCUCAGGAAGACCAGGGACCAAUACCUCAUGUGGUUGACACAGAAAGGAGUCAGACAAAAGAAGCUCAACGAAUGGCUGGGAAUCAAAAACGAGAACCAGGACAAUCAAUACUCAAUGGUGGAUGACGACGAGGAUUUGCCACACCAUGAUGAACGCUCCUGGAAAUUGGGCAACAUUAACCGUAUCCAGGCUGAGGCGCUUCUGCGGGGCAAGAGAGAUGGAACAUUCCUGGUCAGGGACAGCAGCAAAGCUGGAUGUUACGCCUGCAGUGUUGUUGUGGAUGGCGAGGUCAAGCACUGCGUCAUCAACAAGACACCCACAGGAUACGGCUUCGCUGAGCCCUACAACCUUUAUAGCUCACUCAAAGAACUGGUCUUGCACUACCAGCACACGUCCCUGGUUCAGCACAAUGACUCUUUGAAUGUCACGUUAGCAUACCCAGUCUAUGCACACCAGAGGCGGUGAGGACUAGUUGAACACCCUCGGGACUCAUAAAAAAGCAAAGAGAUAAGAAAGGGCCUCCAUCAUGUGGAGACGCCUCCAGUAGGGCUGCUGCUUUUUGUCUUGAAACGACUAUGUUGGAAAGAAAAGAAAGCGAAACCCAAAAUGAACAUUUCAGCCACUGAGACUUUCACCAGUCUGAAUGUAGUUUGAGCAGAAACUGCUAAACUUUAACUAUACCGAAAUGAAGGACUUUUCCAAAUGGUGCUUGUUCAUUUCAAAGCUUUACCCGCUGCUGGAAUGUGGAACUUUGACUUAAACCUCUGGAGGGCAUCUUUUUUUACCUCUUCUACCCCCUACCUGCUCAGUUCAGGUCCCUUUUUCUGUGUGUGUUUGUGUGUCUACGAGCGAGCGAGAGAAUGUGAUGUGACCAAAACUCACAGUAUCUAAAAACUAUUGGGAUGUAACUCGUUCUUCAUGAACAGACCAUGGAAUCAGCUGAUCAAAUGUAGCAAGAUGGCACUUUCGAAACAGUAUCUACUAGUUUUCCUGUAAGAGACUCCUACACGAACGUUUGAAAUGACACGCCACUUCUCAAAGGAGCUAAGUGACGAGAAGAAAGCUAGAUGCUGAAUGGCAUUUUCUUCAUGAGCAUUAUAGUGACAGACUCUAAAUCCAUUUCUCAUUUAUGGACUGGACUUAAAGGAACUGAAACAUAGACUUCACGCUGUGUACAUACAGAUAGCAUCAAAAGCUACGUGACAAAACCAUAUUGUACCAAAAAAGAAAUGCAGUUCCUUCUCAGUUGUAUUCUAAUCUGCUAUGCAAAUUCUGUAUUUUCUGUCUUCUGCAGAGUUGUGAUUUUAUUUUACACAUUGCUACCCAUAAUAUAAACUUGUUUUUAUUGCUUAAAGUCUUUUUUUAUGUCAGUAUCUAAGAGGAUAUUUUAAGUGUCAAAACGGCAAGAAAGAUGGCUUCAUUUUACAGAAGGAGUGCAGAAAAAAAGUACUUUUAUUACUUAUUUCUUUAUCAGCCACUGGUCAAAUUAAAGAGAGAGUAUUUUAUUAGUCUUUUUCACUUGUAGCUGAUUUUCUCUUGGGCAGAGCCUGGAGGACAUUAGUGCUGUUUCUGUCUACAGUAAUGGUGAUAUAUAUAUAUAUAUAUAUAUAUAUAUAUAUAUAUAUAUAUAUAUAUAUAUAUAUAUAUAUAUAUAUAUAUAUAUAGGGGUGUAACGGUACACAGAAGUCACGGUUCGAUACAUACCUCAGUUUUGGGGUCCCGGUUCGAUACGAGUUUGGUACAACAGGAAAAAGCAACAAAUCCCAAAUGCUAGGUUUCUUUUCAUUUAUUUUGAACAGACAGUAGUGCAAAUUACAGUUUGUUCCACCUAGCGGCAUUUAGUCCCCCAUGAGGUAGUUGGUACAGUACAGCCUCCUUUAGUGUAUUAAGCACUAAGCAGUAAACAGAAUGCACUCUUGCAUAAGCCAUAUUUUUCGUAGGGUUGACAAAAAAAAAAAGAAAAACAAAAGGUAUUUGGUCACAAUCGGCUACAAAACUGAAAAGCAUCUCUUGUGUUAUAAAAGAACAAAAUAAAUAGAAUAAUGAAAAAUAAAACUUGUGCAUUAGGAGAAGCCAUUCUUGUUUUGGGUUUGUGCAUGGCUGGUCUCUUCUUCUCCUUUUUUUUUCCUGUUGUGGCGGUUAGCAAACAGCGUUGCAUUACCAUGCGCGCCCUCUUCUGGAUUGGAGUGUGGAUCGCCUGUGACUCUUCGUCUGACUGCAUGCGCCGAACCGUAACGGUUCGGGACAAAUACAUGUACCGUUACACCCCUAAUAUAUAUAUAUAUAUAUAUAUGAGACAUUUUCACAAGAGCAAACAAACUAAAAAAAUCAUCACACCAUAUAAAUCACUGCAAUUGAAAGAUUUAUGUCAAACAACACAAUACUGCAGUUUCCCAAUCAAAUAUAGAGGUUUAUUUUUUGAUUAUUUGUGUCAUAAACAAAAGGAUAGUGAUUUGAUCCUCUGGAGUGAUGGAAAAAAGAUUGAUUUCGGUGAUAUACACCCUCUCGUUCCUUAUCGGCAUAGUAUAUUUUCUGUAUCAGAAAAUCUUAAUAGUGUUGUUUACAUGGAUCAACUCAGACUAGUACCCAAUGUUCUAGUUAGCGCCACAUGCUCAGAAAUGCAAAGUCUAAUAUUAGGAUGCCACACAGUUAGGGGAACCUAUCAGCUUGACAUUUUUCAUGGCUACAGUAUUCUCAACUUUAUUAUCGGUGACAUCAGAAUGACUUUUGCCUUCCACUCACGUCUACGUUACAGUUACACUUGGCAAAUGCAUUGGAUGUUUUGCAUAAAUAAGCAUCAAUGUGACACCAGUAAUUAAUGAAUUUCUUUUUUGUUAGUCAGCUUUGCGGUUGUAUAUUUUUACAUUCGUCUGACGACUUGUUUUAAUUAGGCCUGAUUGCCUUAAAAUUUGUUAGUUGUUCAUAUUUUUAAAGCAGGCUACUGUUGAAUUUAGCUGUUUCCAGAAUAUUAGAAGGUCUUCAAUGUAAGAUUUCAAGGAUAAUAACUCUCGCGUUUCUCCCAUGUUCAUACGCACAAUUGUACUAUACCAAUAUUAUUUGCCCCAUGAGUUAGCAUUUCUGUUUUUGAAAUUUUAAUGUUUCCAAAAAUAAUAUGAAGGCACGGCAAAGUCCCUUUCUUGUUGAGUAAACUUACACGUGGUUUGAGGUAAAUGUUAGAACUUUGCAGGCCACUUCAACUUUUACUGCUUGUGAUUUCGAAAGUCUGAGAAACACGAUUCAAAGUUUACUUUUCUUUUUUAAUUUAAGUUUUUCACUGAAUCUUAAAAUUGACCCUUGUUAAUAUACCUACUUGAUCUGGAUGAAAUAAAAUACUUUCAUGGUAACUCAUCUUGGGCUUUUUUUUUUUUUUUUUUUUAGUCUCUGCUUCUACAUGUUGUACUCUUUUCACCCUCUGCUUAAAGGCCACAAACUUCCGUGUUUCACAUGAUCAUGGUAGUACUUUUUCUGCAGCCCCUGUUCUCAAAAAUUCUUGCAACAUUUUGUGAAUGAUUUUUAUUUUUAUUGUAUAGGAUUGAUUUACAGACAUUGUUUCUACAAUGCUGAAAUUGAGAUUAACCGGUUUGUUCCAGUUCACAAAAUGUUUUUUUUUUUUUUUCUUUUUUCUUUUU